CUACUCGUUUAUUUAAAUGUAUGUAUUUGCUCACUCACAAUUACGUUGGGAGCACUUAUCAAUCCCCAAUUUAAACUUUCGAAAACAGACAAGACCAGCGGGCCCAUUCAAAGACAGCACAGCCUACUUCAUACAGAAGACACCACUUAAUAUAAUUAAGUUGUAAAUGGAACUCCCUGAACACAACAGAACCGACCGCCCCACAUUCAAUUGAAAAUGGUUCGACAUAUUAAUACACGGCGGCUCUUGUACGGUGGCAAGAAUAGGUUUGGUGUUUUAAAUAGCUGGAUAUUCUUUGGAGUGUUAUUUUUUUUGCUUAUUCUGUUGUAUCAGAGAGAUGCAACCAGCGCAGAUAUUUUUGUGACACCGCCCCCUCGUCCGCGCAUCUUCUGUGUAAUUGUCACUUACGCGUACCGUCACGAACAUGCCGCCAUCCACAUUCAAAAGACCUGGGCUCGGCAUUGUGAUCGGUAUGUGUUCGUCAGUGACGAUGUGCAUAUUUUGUUGGAGCCCGCCGUCUUUAGGAAUAUUGGGGAUAAAUGGCAGCGGAUACGGGCACAUCUGGAAUACAUCUACAAGUAUCAUUUCCAUCAAGGAGACUGGUUUCUCUAUGCCAACGAUGAUAAUUUUGUGGUUGUGGAAAAUCUUCGGCAUAUGCUGCAGUCCUAUAGCUCAGAAGAGCUCAUAUACUUUGGCUGCAAGAUGAGAAGCAAGGGGAGAAGCCAGGCUUUGGUUUACAUGUAUGAUGGCUCUGGAAUUGUGUUAAGUUCUGCAAGUCUGAAGCGGUUCGUGCUCGAGGCAUUAAUCAAUGAAGACCUAUGCAGUUCUCAUAGUAGAGGCAGUGAGGCUGCGAAAGAGCUGGGUCGAUGCCUAAGCAAUGUCAAUGUUAUAGCCGGCGACAGCCGAGACGAGUUUAAAAAACAUCGAUUCCUGCCCUUCGAAGUGGACAUACACUUGGGUGGGCAGAUGAAUGACUCCGUUGAGCUGCACAAAUACUUCCUGGAGCAUUCCUACCAUCCGGUUAUUGAUAUGAACCUGCCUGUCUCACUGAAAUCGAUAUGCUUUCAUUUAAUGCUGAUUCCUAUAACAUAUGAUUUAUAUUAUUUCACUCAAAAUGUUCACAUCUUCGGAGCGUCACAGAAAUGGGACCUCGAAAAUUUGGCUCAAGACUAAG
This is a messenger RNA of Drosophila subobscura, 1174 nucleotides long. Its product is annotated as glycoprotein-N-acetylgalactosamine 3-beta-galactosyltransferase 1. The coding region runs from base 217 to 1173 and encodes 318 amino acids. Gene Ontology annotation, cellular component: membrane. The transcript has 5 exons. NCBI's taxonomy places the organism in Eukaryota, Metazoa, Arthropoda, Insecta, Diptera, Drosophilidae. Gene Ontology annotation, molecular function: N-acetylgalactosaminide beta-1,3-galactosyltransferase activity. The record is from RefSeq and is a predicted model, not a curated record.